This is a messenger RNA of Archocentrus centrarchus (flier cichlid), 1133 nucleotides long. It is a transcript of the gene ccdc43, whose product is annotated as coiled-coil domain containing 43. The record is from RefSeq and is a predicted model, not a curated record. The transcript has 5 exons. Bases 18 to 662 code for a protein of 214 amino acids. NCBI's taxonomy places the organism in Eukaryota, Metazoa, Chordata, Actinopteri, Cichliformes, Cichlidae.
GACCCCAAAGGGCCAAGAUGGCUGCGCCCUUGACAGACGCCGGGGAGUUUGAAAGCUGGCUAAAUGAUCGGCUGGACUCGUUAGAAGUGGACCGAGAGGUGUAUGGGGCGUACAUUUUAGGGAUUCUACAAGAGGAAGAGAGCGACGAGGAGAAAGAAGAUGCGCUUCAAGGAAUUUUAUCCGCAUUUCUGGAGGAGAACACAGUGGAAGAUGUCUGUAAACAGAUCAUAAAGCAGUGGGUUGAGUGUUGCAGCAGAUCCACAGCCAAAAGGGAUGCUGAAGAUGAGGUCCAAGCCAUUGCCAGUAUGAUAGAAAAACAAGCUCAGAUUGUGGUGAAACAGAAGGACGUGUCUGAGGAGUCUAAGAAAAGGAAAGAAGCCCUUCUUGCCCAAUACGCUAACAUAACGGACGAAGAGGAUGCAGCUGAAGAAGAGGAGCCAACAAGUGGAAAUAUCAUCACUGGAAAUGAUAAAAGCCUGUUCAAGAACACCAAUGUGGAGGAGGUGCUCAACAGACAAAAGCAAAAGCGAGAUCAGGCUCGUGAAGAUGCUCAGAAGAAGAAGGAAACGGACAAGAUGCAGCGGGAGAAGGACAAACUAGCCAAACAAGAUAGAAAAGAGAAGGAGAAGAAGCGUACACAGAAGGGUGAACGCAAAAGAUAAAACUAAAAGAAAGGACACUUGUAUGUAAAAAAAAAAAAAAAAAAGUUUUGCUACAAUAUGAAAAAAAUAUAUUCUUUGGCUCUUUUUCAGCUCAACUCCACUGGCAUCUAAAGUUUUCCAUCCUCAUCGAACCCUUGUUUAUUACUUUGUGUAUAAUCAAUGAACUACAUGUGAACAACAAGCAAAAAAAACUUUUUUUUUUUUUUGACAGAUUUAAUCAGAAAACUGUCAUCAAGGAAAAAGCUGCACGUCUAUGAUGAAAACCACAACAGUCAAUCCCAAGUUGUUGGUCAAAAAUUGUUGCUCAAGUCUGCCAAAUAUAGUUUUUCCAACAAAUAUCGUCACCUUGUUAAGAUAACGGCCUAAGUCAUUUUUUAAUGAAAGUUUUAUUUUUGCCUAAAUCAUGUAGAUUUCUAUUUUUCGUUGAGUUUUUUGUCUUUUCUGAAAACCCAAAAAAAAAAAAAAAAAAAA